AUGGCGUGUUUGCUUUAUGCCUUUGUCAGAGUUUAUGUUUUGCAUUUGCAUAUUUGCGUCGUUCUAGUGCCCCAAUUUGCCAGGUGUUUAUAGAUAGUGGUGUAAAAAGGAGAAGACAUGUAGCGACGAACUGGGGUCUACUUUUUUUCUUCAUUUUUCAAGCGGCACUGCUCUUUUUGGUAAAUUGUUUCCGUGGGAUUUUUCUUUCGGACGCAACCCUUUGUGCACCGGAAAACUAUUCCGUCAGAGCUGUGGAGAUUUAUAAACAAAAUGGAUGUGUUAAAUGGAUACAAUCUUGAUUAUUUUCCUGAAAACCUUUUAAUAGAUAUAUUGUCUUUUCUUGGAGUGCGAGAGCUUGUCAGAGCUGGGAGUGUGUGUAAGAGAUGGAGGCGUCUAGUGAAAGACCAGAGACUCUGGAGGGUGGUGGAUCUGACAGCGUGGAAAGGGGUCACAUCUCGGAUUCUGUGGGUCUUGCUCCGUCAAUACUUAGGAUGUGGCCUGCGGUGCCUUCGAAUGCGUGGUUUGCUGCUAUCUGCAAGAGGUGGGACGUUUCUGUCUGAGUCGUGGCUUAAAGCUUUGUCCACCAAGUGCCCUCGUCUGAGAAGACUUUGCCUCCUGCAUGCUGACCUCAGAAGUCUCCCUUCAUGUCAGAUUCUACCUCCAUCUCUGCAGGUCUUAGAGCUUCGCGGCUGUGAGCUGCCCCGUGGCUUUUUUGAUCAAACACUGCCGACCUUACCCCCUAACAGUGACUCGGAAGCUACAACUAGUCGGGAAAAAGUUGGGAAAGGACCUUCAGCUCAUUUCGGGAUUACUAUUGAGAGUCUGAUCCUUAACAAUGUCCCCUCGUUUACAGACCAGCACCUCCAAAGUCUGACAUCAUGGCAAAAACUGAGUCACUUGGAGUUGCGUGACACAUUUAGAAUAACAGCAAAUGGUUUGAGAAACUGUGCUGCUAAAGAUGGCGUGUCGGGGCUGGAAGGGCUUUUCAGGCUCAGGAGGCUGGAGUUGGGCAUUAUCGGUCGGCUGGGCUACCAUAUACAAAUGGCUUCUCUUGGUUUAGGCUCAGGAUGGCUCGGUUUGGAAGAGCUUAGUCUGGGAGGUAAAGAAGUGGGGCCAGGUCUGCUCUGUGCGAGCCGUCUAAACGACUUGAAACGCCUGUGUCUUUGGUCUUGUACACUUAGUAAUUUACAAAUAUGCAGAAGUUGCAGGAUGCUUCGAGGCUUAAGACGCCUUGAGUUUUUAGAUGUAGUCUUCCAGUCUCGCCAGGGUCCGUCAGAGGAGGGUAAUGCCGAGGAGGCACCAGAUGGAGAAGAAGCAGUGAGUGAGGAUAAUGGUACCAAUGAAAAUCGGAAACAAGAUGUAGUAGAUCCUAUUCCAAGUUUGCGUCGCACACUUGGAGCCAUGCUGCCAUGCUGCACUCUGGUUUUCACUAAUUGCUCAGUACAGAGUAAUGCAGAAUAAAGACUGUUCCGGUUGUUUAUGUGUCCAUGUAUAUUUACUUUCUAAUUGUAAUGAAGUCAUUAUUAGGCUAUGUCACAUCAAACUAAGGGUGUAUUCACACUUGUCCUAGUUUGGUCUUGGUCUGAGCCUAGUUUAGUUCUGUUCUAGACCAAGGGUAUUCCUGGUCUAGCCAAGUUCCAGGUUUAGACCCAUUUUAGUUCAAAUUUUGCUAUGUUUGUGCAAGUGUGAGCACACCCAAAACAACUGUAUAUUACUCAAAUGUCUGCUUUCAGAAAAUAUUAGACAACACAAUGAAAUUAAAAAUAAUACUUAAAGUUAAUUACUUUUGUAAGCUUCAAAAACACUAUUAUGAAUACAGUAAUGUCUAAUUACAUAAAGUAUCCCUAUUUUUAUCAAAUUUGAUUAUCACAGUGAGGCUGGAUUGUAGUGUCCAAUAUCUGCCCCAUAAAAAUGAAUUAUCUGACUAUACAAAAAAGGAGAGUUGUAUUAAUGGUUAUUAUAAGCCAAUAGUGUGUUAGUGUGUUUGAAGAUGUGUGUCUUUGAACACAGGUUUGGUAAAUAAAUGUAUUUUGAACAGAG
This is a messenger RNA of Boleophthalmus pectinirostris (great blue-spotted mudskipper), 2040 nucleotides long. RefSeq names its product F-box/LRR-repeat protein 12. The record is from RefSeq and is a predicted model, not a curated record. Gene Ontology annotation, molecular function: protein binding. Bases 271 to 1461 code for a protein of 396 amino acids. Lineage: Eukaryota; Metazoa; Chordata; Actinopteri; Gobiiformes; Gobiidae. The transcript is spliced from 3 exons.